Molecule: messenger RNA, 1419 nt
Organism: Aegilops tauschii subsp. strangulata
Lineage: Eukaryota; Viridiplantae; Streptophyta; Magnoliopsida; Poales; Poaceae
Source: RefSeq, a predicted model, not a curated record
AUGGCACUAGAAGCAAUAUAUGGAGAUGACCUUGUUGAAUUUAAAAGCAGAGGAGGGCUCCGUUAUUUCCAGAUUUACAUACGUUACGAUCUGCCUGAUGGUGCUGAAGUGUGCGCUAAGCUUUUUUCCCUUGGUGAAAACUCAAAACAUGGAGGAUGUCCUGAUGGUGGUAACGAAGACCCUCAAAAUAGACCAGAUGAAUUCUCUUACACUAGCAACCUUGAGUACUUGCCUCCCUUGUUGUUGACAUGCUUACUUCCAAAAUCAUAUCCUAGCAAGGACCCACCAUAUUUCACUCUCACCGCUAAAUGGAUGGAUGGGCAUAAUGUUUCUCAACUCUGUGAGAUGCUUGAUUCCAUCUGGACAGAGCUGCCGGGGCAGGAAGUGGUAUAUCAGUGGGUUGAGUGGAUACGCAAUUCUUCGUUGCCACAUCUCUGGCUUGAUGGCAAAAUAAUGUUAGGCCAAGACACCCCAACACCCAAAGUAGAUAUGCGUGCAAUCUCAAGAAGGGUCUCAUUGGAGUCUGUGAUCCCUUCAAUGCUCAGCUACUGUAGUAAGAAGCAUUACCAAGCUUUUCUUGAGGAUCUCCAUAUGUGCAUGAUCUGCCUCAACCAGAGCAUAGGUUCGAACUUCAUCAAGCUUCCAUGCCAGCACUUGUUUUGUGUGAAGUGCAUGGAGACAUUGUGCAGAAUGCAUGUGAAGGAAGGGAGUGUGUUCCAGUUGGUAUGCCCUGACACCAAGUGCAAUGCUUCCAUUCCACAACAUGUCUUAAAGCGGCUUCUUUGCGAAGAAGAAUUUGAACGCUGGGAUAGGCUUGCUCUUGAGAAAGCUUUGGACUCGAUGGCAGAUGUAGUUUUCUGCCCAAAGUGCGUAAUUGGUUGCAUGGAAGACGAGGAUAACACUGCGCAGUGUCCGAAGUGUUCCUUCAUCUUCUGCUCGUUUUGUAAGGAGCUCUGGCAUCCAGGGAAGGAGUGCCUAACUCCAGAGCAAAAGAUCCAGCACCGGAAGGCAUCGGGUAGGAUGAGUGAGAGGGAGAUGGCGCAGGAACUGCUGAACAUUAAAGAACUAUAUAAAGAUGUUCGGUUAUGUCCCCAUUGUCGGAUGGCCAUCAGCAAAACUGCAGGCUGCAACAAAAUGACGGAUUGCAAGCUCUUUGAGGCUAGGGAUAUUGCAGAAUGGGAGAGAGAAAUGGACCAAAUACAAAUAGGAAACCAGAUACGAGCCCAGCAGAAGCCAUUAGGUGGCAUCUUAAGAUGCCCAAAAUGCGGUGAGAGAAAUUUCAAGGAUGACGAGAAAUAUCUAUUUUGUUGGGCGUGCCGAGCCAGCUAUUGUCAACUCUGCAAACGGGUGGUCGAUAAUAAGAGGAUGAAGAGCGAGCAUUGGGGAUCAAUUGAGUGUCUGGGGCUUGAUAAAUUCUAG